Molecule: messenger RNA, 1761 nt
Organism: Sporisorium graminicola
Lineage: Eukaryota; Fungi; Basidiomycota; Ustilaginomycetes; Ustilaginales; Ustilaginaceae
Exons: 3
Coding region: 1-1761 (586 amino acids)
Biological process (GO): transmembrane transport
Cellular component (GO): membrane
Molecular function (GO): transmembrane transporter activity
Source: RefSeq, a predicted model, not a curated record
AUGAGUGCUCUCCCGCGCCUUGCUAAGGAUGCGCCACCGGUCACCAUCAGCGCCCCCAUCGCUGCGACUGACAUUGUCGAGGCCACUGAACGUCACGGCUCGGUCUCUUCAAGCUAUACCGACGAAGACAAGAAGCUUAAUCAAGAUGUCUCCUGGACGCCGGCGAGUGACAGCCAAACCGAGUCGCUAGCCGACGAUAGCUUCGCGCCUCUCAGCCGAAAACACGUCUUCCAGGACGAAAAAGUUGCUGACCAUUGGCGUAAGCUUUACGACUCAACCAAGUACGAGAAUAGGCACCGCUUCGAUCCUUCUUUCGAGUGGACUGUCGAGGAAGAGCAGGCAGUCGUUCGCAAAGUCGAUUUCAGGGUCCUCGCCUGGAGUUGGGUCAUGUUUAUGUCGCUUGACCUCAUUCGCAAAAACAUCAACCGCGCCAUCGCCGACAACUUCUUGAAAGAUCUUGGCAUGGACCAAAACGACUUCAACAACGGUGGUGUCGUCUUCCUCGCUGCAUUCCUCUCCGCAGAGCUGCCCUCCGGCCUCAUCUCCAAGAAACUAGGUGCCGACAUCUGGGUGCCGAUUCAGAUUGUUUCUUGGAGUAUCAUCUCGGCUUCUCAAGCAGCUCUGUCCAACAAGACUGGCUUCUACAUCACUCGCGCUCUGCAAGGUCUGGCACAAGGCGGCUUUUUACCGGACCAGAUCCUUUAUCUCUCGUACUGGUACACUGGAAAGGAGUUGAGCACCCGCUUGAGUUGGUUCUAUACCGUCCUGGGAUUGAGCCAGAUCAUCGGUACGCUUCUUGCUGCUGGUUUCCUCGAGCUUCGUGGCCUUAACGGUCUUGCUGGUUGGCGCUAUCUAUUCGGCUUCGAAGGUCUUAUUACUGGUGUGAUUGGCAUUCUCUCGUUCUACUUGCUCGCUCCCGCGCCUACAAACACCAAGGGACUCUUGAGAGGCAAGAAUGGUUGGUUCAACGAACGCGAGGAGAAAAUCCUCGUUAACCGCGUUCUUCGCGACGACCCCUCCAAGGGCGACAUGAACAACCGAGAGGGGUUGACUCCUCUUGCUGUCUUCAAGGCUUUGGGUGAGAAGGAUCUCUGGCCCGUCUAUCUCCUUGGUAUCAUCGUUUUCAUCCCUUACUCUCCUCCGCAGACGUACCUCUCGCUCAUCCUCAAGCAGCUGGGAUACAGCACGUUGAAGUCCAACUUGCUCGCUAUUCCUUCGCAGUUCUUCUUCGCUCUCAACACGAUCCCCUACGCAUGGCUUUCGUCGAAGCUCAACGAGAGAAGUUUUCUCGCCUCGCUGUCCAACGUGUGGAACCUUGCUUUCCUGAUACCGCUGUACCUGCUCAAGGAGAGCUCGGCAAGCCACUACAACUGGAUUCGUUACGGCUUGAUCACCGCGCUCACCUCAGUCCCAUACUGUCACCCGUUCCUCAUUGGCUGGGUAUCACAGAACUCGCAAUCGGUGCGCAACCGUGCCGUCUCGCUCUGCCUGUACAACAUGUCGGUGCAAGUCGGCUCGAUCCUCUCGACUCGAAUCUACACCAACGGUGACAAGCCUUACUACCGCAAGGGCAAUCUGGCUCUUAUCUCUCUCGCCGCCUUCUCCAUCGUCCUCUGCUGGCUGGUCAAGCUGUACUACAUCCAACGAAACAAGCAGAAGCGCCGCGCUUGGGACAGCCUCAGCGCUGACGAGCAGCUGCAGUACAAGCUCACCACCAAGGAUCAGGGCGCCAAGAGGCUGGAUGUUUUCUUUGUACACUAG